AUGGCAAGUGGUUAUGAAAUAAAUACAGAUGCUUUUGAAACGUAUGGUAUUCAAACAGCUGAACUGUUUGUUGAACUCUACCCCUGGUACUACAUGCCUACAUCUGUACAUACAAUUUUGCUUCAUGGAGCUGAUGUUAUCCGGCAUGCAAUUUUACCAAUUGGUCAAUUGUCUGAAGAAUCUCAAGAAAGCCAAAACAAACAUUACAAAAACUACAGGGAACAUCACACCAGAAAAAUAUCCAGAGUGAAAAUUAAUGAAGAUCUCAUUAACAUGUUGCUAGUUUCAUCCGACCCAUUAAUAUCGUCCAUGCGAAAUAUUCAACCGAAAAAAUUGCAGACAUUUUCAGACGAUGCAAAACUUUUCAUAAUAAUGCCUGAAGACUAA
Messenger RNA from Macrosiphum euphorbiae (potato aphid), 387 nucleotides. The record is from the annotation of a GenBank genome assembly. NCBI's taxonomy places the organism in Eukaryota, Metazoa, Arthropoda, Insecta, Hemiptera, Aphididae.